AUGGAUUGGAUAGCUGGGCAAUUGCUCCGACUACAAAUCUGGGAGUCAGCAAUACGAAAAAAGCCUACCAUAAAACCCAACUCUUCAAGGUGGGACCAUGAUCCUUUUGACCCAGCAAACUGGAUGCCAGAAAUUCCCGAAAAGACCGCCCAUGGGAUACACUACGUCAGGCUUGAUCAUAAAGGCGACUGUAUCCCCCUAGACUGCAAUUGGAAGAAACCUCACCCUGUCAACAGAUCCGCCUACCUCUGGCAUGCUGGCCUUUGGAUGGCCUGCAGGGAGUCUCGUGAGGUGAUGCAGAAACACUGGUUUGGCCACCCCUGUUACACACAAGAAGGUGUGGACGAGCAGGUGAACGGUGGUCUUAGGAGAUGGUUUUAUCGCAAUGGAGAGGGAGUAGAUGUGAUUUGGGUUCAUUGGGCUCGAGACCAAGAUUAUGAGCCCUGGCUCAUGGCUACAUCCCCAGGGGAUAUGUUUUGCAUUUUUCCGGCCAGUUACAAACCUCUCGCAGUUCUCCAGUUCUCCGUAUCUCACGGAGACAUUGGCGACUACGCUGUCGAGUUUGACCCGGCCCGGACCUCUGAACUGGCAGGUCUCGACAAAUAUCGGCCAAUCUAUCGCUUACUACCCACUUUGAAAUUCGCCAUCAGUAUCUUUUGCGAAAUAGCAACUAUGGAUAUUCGUCUGCCGUCGGCCAUCCAUAUCAUUGACCGAUAUUCUGGCUGGAAGAGAGUCAGCCCUGAAAAUUCCCCGGUGUUUUAUGAUCGCGAGCACGAAUAUGUUCCUAUCUACCCGAGCGAUCCUCUUGCUUCAAAUCGUAUUGUACGCCAUGCACCUAUUCUCAGGUUCUUGGACCAGGUUGAUCGACUACUCAAGGACACGUUGACCUAUAAGCGCAAGCACUCCCCUUUUGCUUUGGGUGAUUGCAGUGUUCUGCCCGAGGGACUAUCUGUUCGGAAGCUGGUACGUGUCAUGGUCAGGCGUGAUAACGAGGUGGUACUUGAGGCCACAAAAAGCCAUGCUAUGAGGCCCAAGGUGAAACACCCAGCCUCAGUAGCCUACUCAAAUGAGCGAGCUGUAAGGCAGAAGCCGGCUGUACGAUGGAGAUGGUAG
Fusarium redolens is the source of this 1113-nucleotide messenger RNA. RefSeq lists its product as uncharacterized. The record is from RefSeq and is a predicted model, not a curated record. Bases 1 to 1113 code for a protein of 370 amino acids. Lineage: Eukaryota; Fungi; Ascomycota; Sordariomycetes; Hypocreales; Nectriaceae. The transcript is spliced from 2 exons.